CGGUACCUGCUAGAGGAAGAGAGGAAUUUGUAUCAAAUGAUAAACAGCGAAGUGAAAACGUAUCAGUCUUAUUUUAAUUAUGAAGUGUGCUUUUUUGGUGGUUUCAGUGUUUCUCAUCUUGAUCAGUCAGUCAUUUUCCAACCUGCUACAUCCUAACACAGGGUUACGGGGGUCUGCUGGAGCCAAUCCCAGCCAGUACAGGGAGCAAGACAGGAACAAAUCCUGGGCAGGGCGCCAGCCCACCGCAGGGCUCAUCUUGAUCAAUGAUACCUUAAUUGAAGCAUUGAAGCUGAUAUGCCCACCUCGGCAGCUGUUGAUCUUAAAUACUUACGCUACAGCUGGCUGUACGCUUGAGGGAAGUGGCAAGAAUUCUGUCGACUGUAAAUGCUUCAAGAAAGAUGGGCCUACUAUUGCAAAGUAUAAUGGAGAAUCAUUGAACCAAAGUGUUUUACUAGAUGUGAAGAACAUCAAUCAGGGGAACAUUUCCCUCAUCUUUCCUUCAGUGCAGCAUUCUGACGGUGGGAAUUACACCUGCUGUGUGUUCAAUGAAACCAUUUUUCGUUGUCAAGACCUACAGUUGGAUGUAGAAGUUACAACUGAAAAACUAACAAAUAGUAUGCAAAACAAUACAUCUUUUCCUGAAGGUGCAAAACGACAAAGGCAUUGGCUGUGGAUCAGUUUCAUUGUAGUGGCAGCAUCUUUAUUAGCUUUAAUUUGCAGAAUUAAUAAAGGUGAUUCUUCUGGAAAAAACUUUAAGGCAGAAUCUUUCAGAUUGGUGAAUGUCGUUGCCCAAGUUCCUGUCGUGCAGUCUGAUAUAGACUGAUGCAUUAGUUCUUUCCGGAAAUACCUGAGGAAAAGGGUGGUAUGAAUUCACUCUUGUGCCUGCUUCUGUGAGACCUCUAUGGUAUGUGCAAACCUUUUUAUGAAAAUGUUGAAAUGGAAGGAAAGAAGUGACCAACUUUCUCCACUUAUGCUGACACAGUCCUGGAUAUUCUCCUGAAUUCAAGACAUUUCUCCCUUUUCUGUGAUGUUUAGGUGGUAAAUAAUUUAAAACAAGUCUGACUAAAAUAGCAUUAAUGGAUUUGUCUCAAAAUGAUAAGCUUAGUUCACCACCAAAGUUGGGGAGUAGGAGUUGGGGGUUAUGUGGGGUAAUGUGCAGUAUCUAUUUAAUGUAAAGGAAGUAUUUAACAAAUUCAAUUAUUUUAACAUGUUUUGAUAUAUCUUGUCAUGUCUGUAUAAGUUAUGUUAGUAUACUUAAUAUAAGUACAUCCAUUUUGGGAUUUGAUAUUGUUUAAUAAUAUAUUGCCUUUGUCUUUUAUUUCUGUUGGCUUCCAUAGUAAGCCUUUAACCACUACAAAAUACGAUUUGUGAAAUGAUUCUCCUCAAUUGGGCCUUUUAAAUUAUUACAGUCAUUUUCAACCCGAGGACUUCAUUGUACUGUGCUGUAAUUACUUAAGUUGCUACCAUGGCCCAUUGUGAGACUUGCACGGACACCACCAGUUAGAAACCACAUCUUUAUAAAAGUCUCACGUUUAUUUUCCACAAAAACACAGUCCCAAACACAACUCACAGUGCUCCCUGCACCAAUCACCCCUAUUCUGGUCUUUCUCUAUGUCCGUGGCCGCCUUUCCUCUCCUUAUGGUAGUUUCGUCCUGCUCCUGCUCCCGACACUAGCUCCCUGAUUGUAGGAAAGUGAUCCGUUUUAUUCCCACCCGGAUGUGCUCCAGGAGCCCGAUGACGUCCUUCCGGCAGCACUUCCUGGUGUGGCGGAAGUGCUGCCCUUUGCACCGGAAGCACUCCGUGCGUCACUGGAAGGGUCUUCCUCCAUCUUCCGGGGUGUGGCGGAAGUAAAUGUUUCCCGGGUUCCACGAUGCUUAAGGCACCCCCUGGCGCUGGCCACGGGUCCCAAUGGGUUGGAACCUCCUUGCUCCUUUCCCUUGGUCAUCUCUUAACCCAGGGCGGUUGUCCCCUUAUGGCCCGGAAGACAUAAAUGCCACCUUCUGGUCCUGGUAAUAACUCCAGCCUUCUGUGACACCAUGUAAUAGUUUCUUCACCCUCACAUUUAUAUUGAAAUAAGAUAUUAACAUUGUGACUUAUCCAUACUCUUUGCAAAAUGCAGCUUUGCUUUCUAAAGCAAGUUUAUUGUGCAGCUGAUUGUCGUUUUUGUUGGUCAGAUAUGUCUGGUGUAUUGAAUGUGUGAUGGAAGGAAGGGCUGGCCUGGUGUCCUGGCUGGGAUGGAGGUUCCCUUAAAAUAGAUGGAUCUUAUGGAUUAAUGUGCAACCCAGCUGGCGUGGAUGGCAUUCCCUUUCUUACUUAUAGGAGGCUACUAUAAUGGGAGGGAGGGGAGAGGAAGAGACUGCUUCCUGGGUAAAUGUGUUCCAACAAUACAGUGGGUGGCAGUAUCCUUGUGGUGCAGUGACAUAUGGUGAAGUUCAUGGCUGGUGAGGCACUGACUCCUUCACAGUGAGAUUUACAAAUAUAUGAAACCAAAAGAGUAUCUUAUUCAGUAAUCAUUUGGCAGCAUGCACAUUGACUACUGGUUAUGUUUCAUAUCUCAUCAGCAUUCUUUACACACACA
This is a messenger RNA of Polypterus senegalus (gray bichir), 2578 nucleotides long. RefSeq lists its product as uncharacterized. The record is from RefSeq and is a predicted model, not a curated record. The transcript has 6 exons. Bases 80 to 823 code for a protein of 247 amino acids. NCBI's taxonomy places the organism in Eukaryota, Metazoa, Chordata, Cladistia, Polypteriformes, Polypteridae.